GCUCUUCCUGUCGUCCUUUUGAAUGAAAGCGGAAAAAAAGAGGGAGGAAAAUGCCACUUGAAUAUGAUGAAUCAGAACUCUGUCAAAUCACCCGGCUCAAGAAAGAACUCGAGGCUGCUUUGGGUAGAAAUGGUUCCCUGGAGAAAGAGAACCAGGAACUGAAACAGGAGGUAGCUCGUCUUAAAGCACAAAUCAGUUCCCUCAAGGCUCAUGACAAUGAGAGAAAAUCUAUGCUCUGGAAGAAGUUGCAUAACUCCAUCGACAAUUCUAAUGCAGACGCAUCAGAUUUCCUGAAAGUUCCGGAACUGGGUCUUGAAGCAGAAAAUGUAUAUCCAAGGCCAAGUUUCCAGGAAUUAGCUGUGAGAAAAGAAAGGCAAUCAAAAGUACCAAAGCCACCGCCACGGUCUAAUUCUUUUAUCUCCCCUUCUCCAAAGGAAGUGAGUGAGAACAAAGUUAAGGCGCCAUCAGUACCAGCACCACCACCGCCACCAUUGCCAUCGAAGCUUUUAGCUUGCUCUAGAUCAGUGCGCCGUGUACCAGAAGUUGUGGAGCUUUAUCGUUCACUUACAAGGAAAGAUACCAACAUGGAAAACAAGACCAAUGCUGCAGCAACUCCGGUGCUGGCAUUUACUAGGAACAUGAUAGGGGAAAUUGAGAACCGCUCAACAUAUGUUUCAGCUGUAAGUACAAUAAAAUCCGACGUAGAAAAACAGAAGGAGUUUAUAAAUUUCUUAAUCUCAGAGGUGCAAUCUGCAGCCUUCAAAGAUAUAUCAGAUGUAGAGGUAUUUGUGAAAUGGUUAGAUCAGGAGCUAUCUUCCUUGGUUGAUGAAAGGGCAGUUUUGAAGCAUUUCCCACAAUGGCCAGAACGAAAAGCAGAUGCUCUGAGGGAGGCUGCUUUUAGCUACCGAGACCUAAAGAACCUUGAAGCUGAAGUCUCAUCGUUUGAGGUCAAUCCCAGAGAGUCUUUUAAUUCAGAGCUUCGAAGGAUGCAAGCAUUGCAAGACAGGUUGGAGCAGAGUGUAAACAAUACAGAAAGGAUUAGGGAAAACACCAGCAAGAGAUACAGAGAUUUCCAGAUCCCGUGGGAAUGGAUGUUGGAUACAGGACUGAUUGGUCAGUUGAAAUUCAGCUCAUUGCGGCUAGCCAGGGAGUACAUGAAAAGAACAGCCAAAGAGCUGCAAUCGAACGAAUCCUCACAAGGAAACACUCUCCUGCUUCUAGGAGUUCGAUUUGCGUACAGAGUUCACCAGUUUGCAGGUGGUUUUGAUGCAGAGACCGUUCGAGCAUUCGAAGAUUUAAAGAAGAUCAGCAGCAGCAUGGCGAAUCAUAAACAAUAACUGUUCACCGGUUUGCUAAAAGGCUACGUUUUGUUUAGGAAAAAUAUUGCUACU
Messenger RNA from Theobroma umbraticum, 1391 nucleotides. The record is from RefSeq and is a predicted model, not a curated record. NCBI's taxonomy places the organism in Eukaryota, Viridiplantae, Streptophyta, Magnoliopsida, Malvales, Malvaceae.